CUGGGCUCCAACCACAACCCACUGGCAAUCAAAGGGAAAGCAACGUCCGAGUCCUGCCACUUGGAAAUCUGCCUUAUAGAACGACUCGCAGCUUCCCCUGCAGCCACCACUCUCAAUUGGCCCCUCUACGACAGUCUUCGAGGCAAUGUUGUCCUCGUGUUGGGCCGUUGCACAAAUGUGCGAGCAGCGCGGUUUCAUACCUCACGGUCUUUGUUCUGGAACCCUUCUGAGCGGCUGCAGCAUCGCCUGCUAUUGGACGAGAUCAUGACCAAGGGGGAACACGGCUUAGAGCGCUAAGCAAGGGGGAUUGCUGCCUGCUUUGUUGACUUACAGCACAUCAGCGCUUAGCUUUCGACCGGCGCAAGGCAGCCAGUGCCCAAGACAGCUCCCAUGGACGCCAGAAAAGGCAGCCGAUCAUACUGGUUGGCAAGAUGCUGGGUGUAUCACCCUGCUACGGUCAGCCGCCUCCCUCCCCUCAGUCUCAGCCGCAUUCGAUGACCUGUUGAAACCCCGCGGCGUGAUAACCUGAGCAGGGCGAAAAGUUGGUGUUCUUUGUACCAGGCACUUCCAAUAUCGUCACUGUGGACAUUGAGGCGACGCCGUCGCUUCUCAACGUCGCUCCCUCUUGCUUUGCUAAAGGCAUUCUAGUCACAUGGGUUCUUCUCGGUAACCUCUGUCUCUGCCCUCGGUCCUUUACAGCUUCCUGGCAACGAACCUUGCCCCCUUUCCAAAAUGGAAGCCCUCGUCGCGUUGGGUUUGGUCUCUAACAUUGUCCAGCUUGUGGACGCUUCGUGGACGCUAUUUGAGGCUUACAGACAGUUCCGCGAUCGAGGAACAACCACGGAGCUAGAGGCCACGAACUUCAAAAGCCAACAAAUAACAGGAUGCAUUAUCGAACUGAAAAACUCGCUGGCAAAUGCCGCAAACGGCUCCAGCCUUCCACAUAGUGACGUGAAUCUCAUAACGCUUGGCACUGACUGUGCCGGAGUCGCCGAGCAACUUCGAAAGGAACUCGUCGACUUCGAGAUUCCACCAGGAUCAGGUGGAUGGACCGCGUUCAAGACCUCUGUGCGACUGAAGGAAAAAUGGAGCAGGAUCAAACAGUUGAAGUACAAGCUUGACCAAUACGUCAGCGUUCUAGACUCAAUAGUUCUUGUCAAUAUGAGCCGAAAUGUGCGCAACAUUGACAAGCAUAUAAUUGACCGCCUCAGCCAGUCGGAACAAGUAAUUGUGGAACGACUCGUCAAUGGCAAUACAAGUAUUGGGGCCAUGGUUAAGUCCCUGCAUGAGGAGACUAGGAAACACAUUACCAAAGCCCUUGCUGUCACAGCUGGGCACAUCGAAAGAAAAGUCGAUCAAUUGCGUGACGACCAAAACCAACGCGAGGAAUUCAAAAACUUUCUCAAAAGUCUGCACUUUGAGGAGAUCCACCUUCGCCAAAACAACAUCGAGCCAGCGCAUAAAGCUACUUUUGAAUGGAUUCUCAGGGAAAAUGUUGAUCAUGUGAAGCGGUGGAGCAGUUUCCUUGAAUGGACUCGCAACGACAGCCCAAUCUACUGGGUCCUCGGGAAACCCGGUUCUGGAAAAUCCACUUUGAUGAACUUCCUUGUACAGGAUCCGAGAACAAAAGCUGCACUUACGCCGGCCUCCUCGAACCUCCCGCCGCUGUUUCUUACUUUUUUCUUUUGGGAAGCGGGUGUUGACCUCCAAAAGAACGAGAUUGGACUUUUACGUUCACUGAUUUGGCACAUAUUAACGUUGCUGGAGUCGGCUGCCUCUCUUCAGAUAUGGGAAGAUGUUGUCAGGCCACACAUGACCUUGAUUAACCCUGGUGCCUGGACGAAAAAACAACUUCUGCCGCUUCUUCGGCUAGUGAUCACCAAGUUACCCAACCGAAUUUGUCUCUUUCUCGACGGCUUGGAUGAGUUUCCAGGUUUGCAAGACCAGUUUGAGCCGCUCGAAGACGUUCUCGAUGUCUUCCGCGAGCAAUGUGGCGUCAAGAUAUGCAUUUCCAGCCGGCCUUCCACGGCCCUUGAGCCCCUGUACGGCGAUGAAGACUGUCCUAAGCUUCAUCUGCAGUAUUUAACCAGAGAUGAUAUCGAACGGUACGUCCAGGACAAUCUGACGCGCCAUCCAAGAAUAGCCGUUCUCUCCGGCUCAUCUUCGGGAGCCUCCUCCGCCCGAUUGGUGAAGGAGGUGGCAGACCGAGCCGAAGGCGUCUUUCUCUGGGUUCGGCUGGCUAUACAUUCUUUACUUCGAGGGCUCCGAAACGAUGAUGAUCACGAAGCAUUGUUCCGCCGUCUGGAGGAGGUCCCCAAAGAAAUUUUCGAUGUCUAUACUCACUUGUGGAAGAGGAUGCCCGAUUAUGACCUUUACGCCAAGGAGAUCGCACUUUAUCUUCAUUUGGCACAACACGAUGACGGACUGAGCCUAGUCGAAUAUGCUAUCACCAGUGACGAAAAGCUGCAGGACGAAUACUUGGACGCUUCAAUGCCCCUCAACCUAGAGCAAUGGGGAAGAAACAUUGACCCUAAGAGAUCGCAAAAAAGGUUAGUCGCUUGCUGUUCCGGAUUUUUGGAGGUUCGCGACCGCGAGCCAUAUGUCGGUAAGGGCUUCGGGAUACGCGGGAGUUGGCAAUGGGAUCUUGAAAAGAGUGUCAUUGGCCAGUAUCCAACUACAGUCGACAGGUUGCUCGACCUUCGCUGGAGCCACCAAACUCUCAGAGUUUCGUUCAUGCAUCGGACGGCAAAAGAGUAUCUCAAAACACCUUCAGGUCAACAGCUGCUCAACGCUAGACCAAUGUCAGAGAAAGAACUCGCAGAACUGAGAUUUAGGUGCGACUUGGUGUGGGCAUUGUGCCUUGUCAGGAUCCCCACGCCUGAAGACGCAAGAUACAUCUGCCGCAGAUUCUUUAAGUCCAGGCCGGACUGCGAUUCCGAGCGUCAUGAUAGAUUCAGAACACUGUUGAGCUUGGAGAAGACAUGUGACAGAUUGGUAGCAUUAGGAUUUGCUGAAAGAUUCGAGGACAUGUUGUGGCCCACCCUUGUUGGAGACAUCGAUUAUGUCAAAGCCUUUCUGGAACUGGAUUGCUUGGAAUACACAAGACACAAACUCGAGACCUCGGGAUUGAAACAUGACUCGGACUACUUGACCGACCUACUUCGGUUUGCCGUCAAUCACGAUGCCGCGUAUUCGCUGUGCAAAAUGCAAUCGUUCUUGAUUGGGCUUGGUGCGGAUGUUAACAGUAUGCUGACUUCGAAACGGUACACCGACUGCAAGCCCUUCACAAUAUGGCAAAAAAUUCUAGGUAGGUACAAAUUUGUAUCACCUGAGGUGCUGGAUCUUUUGGACGUCUGUUUGGAAGCCGGCGCAAACCUCUGCAUCAACAGCCCCGUUUACUUUGCUUGCUGCGGUGGAUCAGGUAACCGCAUAUAUACUGCGUCAAAUCCCGACAGCUGGAAGAGACCACACUUGGUGGAUUUCAUUCUCAUCGGAGCGGAUGCCUUACAGGUCCUGACUGCCUUUGGAUGCUACAAGGCUCUUCAAACCAUCCAGUGUGUCGAGGCUAGAACACGACGUGGCAGCUUGAGACACGUUGUUCUAUGCUGUCAGCCCAAUUGGCGAGUGGUACCCGCCCGGUUUUGUGAACGGCUGAUAAACGUGGGCUUAUCAGAAAGACGGAUCGAAGAGGCGGAGCUGAGCCGCGCCUUUUCCCGUCCAGAUACGGAGUGUUUCGAAAAUGGGCGCGAUGCUCUCCAUGCCGCUGGCUGGAAUGACGAAGAGAUCAAAGAUUACGGCCUGCUGCUUGAGAAACAGCUAGCCGCAGCGGCAAAGGCACAGAAACGGAGGCAGAAGGCAGAGCAGCGAUCUAGGACGCGGAGUGACAAGACUUCGGCGACAAUCCCUUCCUAGUCGAUCCACCUACAAUUGCAAGCUUUAACAGCAUGCUGCGGCUCAAACAUGCAUGCUUAAAAGUUAAGGAUGCCCGGCGGGCUCGAUUGUUGGCGUGUCUCCUGCCGCCAGCUUCGAACAAGAGUGUCGACGGGUUUCAUCUGGUGUUCUUAUGUGCGACGACAUAAUAUGGAGUUUGGGGGAGGAUCAAAAACUGGGGUUGGGGGAAAUUUUUCUUUUCCUUUUGUUCUGGACGAGAAGUUCGGCGGAUGUAGAGAGGAUCCACUCACAAAUUUACUGUACUGUGUAGAAUCAUGUUCAUGAUUCUGAUACUCCAAGUGCCUCAGUUCCUCAAAUGUAGUACUACCAUAGCUAGGUAGUACCUUGGGUAAUUAGGCAUUGUUCAAUUCAGUGGAUCAACUUCUCAGCUACG
Molecule: messenger RNA, 4324 nt
Organism: Exophiala dermatitidis NIH/UT8656
Lineage: Eukaryota; Fungi; Ascomycota; Eurotiomycetes; Chaetothyriales; Herpotrichiellaceae
Exons: 2
Coding region: 733-3912 (1059 amino acids)
Source: RefSeq, a predicted model, not a curated record